Camellia sinensis is the source of this 1266-nucleotide messenger RNA. RefSeq names its product deoxypodophyllotoxin synthase. The record is from RefSeq and is a predicted model, not a curated record. Lineage: Eukaryota; Viridiplantae; Streptophyta; Magnoliopsida; Ericales; Theaceae.
UUACGUAGAUUAGCAAAAGGACUUGUUUGGCACUAGGCAAAUAACAAUCUAGUAGUACAUAAGGAUUUACUGAUACAAAUAUAUAAAGAAGUAUAAAGCACCCAUUCAUCAAGAGCUUUGGAACUUUUCUAGCAAAACUUCCAUUCAUAGAAUCAUGUCUUCUCAAACAAAGGCCAAGCUCCCUGUUAUAGACUUGUCUAUGGAAAACUUGAAGCCUGGCACAAAUUCUUGGUCAUUGACAUCCAAUGACGUCUGCCAUGCACUCGAAGAGUAUGGCUGUUUCAUAGCAAGGUACAAUGAAGUCUCUUCAGAACUACAUGAUGCCAUUUUCCAAGCAUCAGAUGAGUUGUUUGAUCUGCCAAUGGAAACCAAAGUCCUAAAUGUCUCUGAUAAACUUGGCUUUGGCUAUGCUGGGAACUACAAGUCCAUGCCAAUCUUUGAAGCCAUUGGCAUUGAAAAUGGGGCGACCAUAGAAGGAAUUCAAAGUUUCACCAAUCUCAUGUGGCCCUCUAAAAAUAACAACUUUUGCAAAACUACAACCUUGUUCUCAAAGCUGCUAUCAGAAAUAGGCAAUGCAGUGCUGCGAAUGGUAUUUGAAUGUUAUGGCGUAGAGAAGUACUAUGACUCCCACAUUGAAUCUACCACACACCUUCUGAGAUUCAUAAAGUACCGUGCAUCCAAAAUGAAUGAGAGUCACAUUGGCCUGCAUCCACAUACAGACAAGGACUUCCUGAGCAUACUUGACCAAAAUCAAGUUAAAGCUUUGCAAAUUGAAACGAAGGAUGGCGAGUGGAUUGAAUUUGAGCCCUCACCUUGUACUUUUGUAGUCAUGGCAGGUGAUGCGUUCACGGCAUGGAGCAAUGGCAGAAUACAUGCUCCUUUUCAUCGAGUCACCAUGACAGCGAAUGAAGCCAAGUACACUAUCGGGCUGUUUAUGUUCAUGCGUGAGAUGGUGGAAACACCAGUGGAGCUCGUUGAUGAAGAACACCCCUUGAGGUUUAAGCCGUUUAAUCAAUUUUCGUAUCUUCAAUAUUGCAACGAAGAGGGAACCAAAUUCAAAUGUCCUCUUAUAGCCUAUUGUGGCAUUUGAUUGACCUUGCACUCUGGAGACAUUUAUGUUUCCAUAUGCUUGGAAUUGUGAAAUAUUUAUCCAACUCUAGGAUAUGUAGCUGUUUGGGUGUCUCUAUGUUAAACUAUGCUUGAAUUGGUUGUUGUUUGAAUGUUUUAUGUUGACAUGCAUGAAAUCCAUAACUUUUGCUUGUAACA